Molecule: messenger RNA, 2843 nt
Organism: Ruditapes philippinarum (Manila clam)
Lineage: Eukaryota; Metazoa; Mollusca; Bivalvia; Venerida; Veneridae
Product: ATPase family gene 2 protein homolog A-like
Exons: 15
Coding region: 97-2817 (906 amino acids)
Cellular component (GO): cytoplasm
Molecular function (GO): ATP hydrolysis activity; ATP binding
Source: RefSeq, a predicted model, not a curated record
UCUCGCGAGAAUGUGGACGAGAUAAAAACAUGUGGUGGGCAAAUUGAGAUCGAGAUUCGGAUAGAAAUUUUGUUUUUAAAUAAUUUUGUGUGAAAAAUGCCUCCAAAGAAUAAACAGAUCAUUCCUGAAUGGAACCAAUGUAUACACUGCAGUAGAAUAUUGGGUUAUAGAGACCUGUCAAAGCACAAAGAUGAAUGUUUGAGCAACAAAUCAUUUUCACAUGGUUAUGUUUUACACAAUAUUUUCAACGCAGUUGUCUGCCCUUUACCUGAAGGCAAAGGAGGAAAUAUUGACUUGCCCGUUCAGAUGAAAAAAGAUCUAAUUCUGAUGAAUCCCUCUGUCAUGCAGCUGUGUGGAUUUUACAUUGGAGGCUUAUGUGUGCUGAACAAGACUCACAUCAGAACAUGUUGGCCAUGUAGCAGUGUUGGUCUGUCAUCUGUGGCCAUUUCAGACAGCACAGAGGGUGUAAGACAAGGGGAGCUUGUCUCUUUAGAGCUGUUUAUAGACCCACUACAGCAGGCUUUAGAGGUUAUGCUGAUGUCAAGUGAAUGUAGCCCUGUGUUCAAAGACGAAAUGUUUUUACAGUUUUUAUCAAGAUGUAAAGAAAGCAAAUAUGUUUGCAAGGGUUGCAAAAUGGUGAUUCAGUACUAUGGACAAAAGUUUAAUUUUGAAGUGACAAACAUUAUUGGUCAGACAUUGCCAUCAGAAACAUUUGAACUUCACGGAACUAGAGACGAUAUUGAUGGUGGAAGCUUGUCAGAAAGUAUAGCCAAUCUUAGUAUAACUAAUAAUGAUUCAUUUGUUUCUGGGUCAGACGGAACUUCAAUGGAAUCUAGUUUUGGAAAAAGUGAUUAUCACAGUGGCGUAGAUAUUACAUCGACACCUUCUUCUAACAGAAAAACUUCAGAUAAGUCGAAAGGCAGUGAAGGCAGUUCGAUUAUAGAUUCUGGUCUCAACACAUCAAUAGAAAAAUUGACAACUCCUGUAAAAGAAACAGAUAGAUCAACUGACAAUUUAUUUUCACCCCGAACACCCGUCAGUGAAAGGUCAUUUAGUGCACAUGAAAAUUUUUGUACGCCUAAGGUUGAAAAAUUUAUAGAGAAAAAUAUUUCACAGAAUUUUUAUAAAGUAACAUCAAAGACUAAGUUUAUUAUAUAUAGUGUUGAUAGUAAUGUAGAGGAUAGGGAUACAAGUGAGGGAAAAGAUGCUGUCAGGUAUGCUGAUAUUGGUGGUAUGAAAAAACAGAUUGAUAUGUUGAAAGAAAUGGUCCAUACGCCUGUAGAGCAGCCUGAACUUUUCAGAUCUUUUGGUCUUCCACCUCCAAGCGGUGUGCUGUUGUUUGGACCAAGUGGCUGUGGUAAGUCAAUGUUGGUGAAAGCAGUCAUCUCAGAAAUCAACAUCAAUAUACAAACAGUGUCAGCCCCAGAGAUAUGGAGCAAAUUUUAUGGCGAGACAGAAACCAAAUUAAGAAAAAUCUUUGAAGAUGCCAGACGACUAGCUCCCAGUAUUAUUGUUAUAGACGAUAUAGAGACUUUAUGUCCACGUAGAGAUGGCAGUCACAGCGAGGUUGAGAAAAGAGUGGUUACCUCCCUUCUUACACUGAUGGACGGUAUAAAUAAUGUUGAGAGUGGGAAGUUUGUGAUGGUUCUGGGAACUACAAGCAAACCAGAUGUUAUUGACCCAGCUUUGAGACGACCUGGACGAUUUGACAGAGAGAUAGAGAUUGGGGUACCCUCUGUGUUUGACAGAAGAGAGAUUUUAGACUGUAUGUUGAGGAGGUUGAAUCAUGACCUGACAGUACAAGAGAUACAGGAAGUUGCUGAUGCAGCUCACGGCUAUGUUGGUGCUGAUUUAGCCGCCCUUUGCAAAGAAGCUAGUCUACAUUGUAUGAAGCGAGUUGGACAUCACAGUGACACGGUCUGUUUAACAUUGGCUGAUUUUAACUAUGCAAUGACUAUGGUACAACCCAGUGCAAUGAGAGAAGUCCAGUUGGAGGUCCCUAAGGUUUUAUGGAGUGAUAUUGGGGGACAGGAUCAUAUUAAGCUGAAGUUGAAACAAGCUGUAGAGUGGCCAUUAAAACACCCCGAGGCCUUUACACGAAUGGGUAUAUCCCCACCAAGAGGGAUCCUAAUGUAUGGACCUCCUGGAUGUUCUAAAACGAUGAUAGCCAAGGCGUUGGCAACAGAAAGUGGGCUCAAUUUUCUAGCUGUAAAGGGUCCUGAAUUGUUUAGUAAAUGGGUGGGAGAGUCUGAGAGGGCCGUGAGAGAAGUAUUCAGAAAGGCUCGAGUAGCGUCUCCGGCCAUUAUAUUCUUCGAUGAGAUAGAUGCUCUAGCUAUAGAAAGAGGGAGUUCAUCAGGGAGCAGUAAUGUAGCUGAUCGAGUAUUGGCACAGUUAUUGACAGAGAUAGAUGGUGUGGAAGCUUUGAAGAAUGUCACGAUUGUAGCUGCUACAAACAGACCAGAUAUGAUUGAUAAGGCUUUGUUGAGGCCAGGACGUUUUGACCGGGUGUUGUAUGUUCCACUGCCAGAUCUGUCCACGAGGGCAGAGAUUUUCAACAUCAACCUACGUAAAAUGCCUGUUGAUUCAGACUGCACACCAACCUGGCUUGCUGACUGUACCGCUGGGUAUUCUGGAGCCGAGAUUUCCUCAGUGUGCCAUGAGGCAGCAUUGUUUGCUCUACAAGAGGAUAUCACCUGUCAGUUAGUGAAGAAAUCACAUUUCCAGCUAGCACUGAAUACAGUUACACCUCGUAUAAAUGACUCUCUCAUUAAAUUCUAUGAUGAAUAUCAGCAAAAAAGUGGUCUUCAUACUGUAUGAGUAAAAUAAAAUAGAAAAAUAAAAUA